Molecule: messenger RNA, 1947 nt
Organism: Mya arenaria
Lineage: Eukaryota; Metazoa; Mollusca; Bivalvia; Myida; Myidae
Product: interferon-inducible GTPase 1-like
Exons: 4
Coding region: 160-1404 (414 amino acids)
Cellular component (GO): membrane
Molecular function (GO): GTP binding
Source: RefSeq, a predicted model, not a curated record
UUAAUUGUAGAAAAAAAUGUUAGCUGCAUACCAAUCACCUCGAGCCUGCGGGAAGAGGAACCAUUGUGUAUAGAAACAUCGCUUGUAAGAGGCCCUGCUGCGAAAGACGAAUUAACACAGACAGGGAACUUCUCAGAAGCCACAGCAAUAGCAAGGGACAUGCAACCUGAGCUACACACCGAGACAAAAAACGAAACUCCAGACGACGACAACGAUAAGAUGGCAAAAUUGUUUGGAGAUACGAGGAACAUGGUCGGUUUGAACAAAUAUAUGACGACAUUGAGAGAAAAAGGCCCUACAACAUUAAACAGGAAACUUGAAUACGAUCUAGAUAAAUGGAGAUAUUUUGAAGUAAAGAUUGCUGUCGUUGGAAGCUCUGGGUCCGGAAAAUCAUCCUUGAUAAAUGCCGUUCUUGAUUUGAAAACGAGGCAAGAAGAAAUGGCCGAUGUUGGCGUUAUUGAAAAAACAACAACAGUUAUCUCAUACAGAAACAAAGAUCGGCCAAAUCUUGUCUUUUAUGAUUUUCCAGGUGUUGGAACAAACUAUCCAAAACACACUUACUUUGAUUACGAUUUCUUUCUGAUUGUAUCGAAGGACAAAUUGAGCGAAAAUGAUCUUUUGUUUGCAAGAGAGAUACAGAAACGAGAAAAAAAGUUUUACUUUGUCAGAACGCAUAUCGAUGCGACUUUAAGGAAUGACAAGCGAUCUAAACCCAAAACCCACAAUGAAAACAUGGUAAAGGAGGACGUGAAAAAUGCUAUUUUUAAAACACUUAGUAGGGAAGCAAUAACCAAAGACGAUUGUCAUAUUUUCCUGUUAGACAAUUAUGAAAAGGAAAAGUUUGAUUUCAAAAGGCUUUUAAAAACCCUCAUUAUGAACACACCGGACUACAAAAGGCAAACAUUGACCCUUUCGCUCGCGGCCGAUGUCGAAGAAACAAUUAACGAGAAGGUAGAAGUCUUGAAAGCAAGGAUUUACACAGUUGCAUUACAUGCUUCAUUAGGAUCAGGCGAACUUAGACCUUUCUUUGAAUCUGACACGAACGAAGCAGUUCUCUACAAAGAAGGAAAUUUAUAUCGGGAACAGCUAGGCAUAGAUGAUAAGAGUCUAAAAAAAACAUCAGAAGUUAUGAGUAUCGACAUGGAAACAUUAGAGGCAAACCUUCACUUGCAGACUCAUAUGAUUCUGAUAUCGAUGGAAGAAUUUAUUAAUUGGAUGUCUGUACGUUUGUCUUCAGAAGCAACAGAAGACAUUGCAAAUUACACCUUGCCAGACGUUGAAGGUAUCACUUUGUUUUCACCAAAUUUUCAGCGUUAUAUGAUCACUCUGAAUGAGCUGCUGACCAUGUGUGAAACUGAAACGCGGCGAUUACACAACGAACUCGCAAAAUUUGUUUUGAAAUAGAUGAUGAGUGAAAUGGUCUUGCCAGAGAAGAAAUUAUCUGAAGGUGAUGAAUAAAAGAACGAUAGUAUGUACAGUUUUCAAAGAUAUCCAUGGAAUAUCAAUAAUACUUAUAUUUCCGUCGUAAGACGGUAUUUUCGUUGUUGAACAAAAUAAUAUUAGGCGAGUUAGUUAUUAUCGCAUCAAGCUGAUAAGACACAUAGAAAACAUGUUCGUAUUGAAUCCUAACACAAGACAAUGAAAUAAUUUUAAGAGCGUAUGUGUGUACAGGAACUUGGCAAUGAUUGACUUAUAAUGAUGAAUUCCAAACAUGUCUGAGAUAAUAUACUAUAUAUCAUGUUCCUUUUUUCAUUUACAUAGACUAAUUGUGUUCUAUAAAUGAAGAAAACAAUACACUUUGUGUAUAAAUUUCAGGUAUUAUCAUGUUUAUGACGUUCUCUAUACAUAUAUAUAUAUAGAGCGAGAGUGUGUUAUUUUUUAUUUUUAUAAAUGUUUUUUAUCUCCUAGAAACAACGCUUUUACUGAGAUUUAUUUUUCAGUUUUCCU